CAAAGAGCAAAGUCCAAAGCCCAACAACAUCAGUCAUUGCCCGAGCAUACACCACCAAUUACAUUUCUUUCUUACCCCCCUAUCGCGGGGUUACAAAAUCUCCUCUCUUAGCCAUACUUCACCAUGUCGCAACGAGCAGGUCUCCGGCUGCUGCAGGCGUCCAAGCAGGCCGGCGUAAGAUCCUCUUUCAGACAGGCCUUUUUCCGCCGAAAUGCCUCGACAGCGGCAGAAGCAUCACCAGCUAGCACGGAAGGACAGAGCGCAUUCCAGAAGCUGUGGAACAGCCCGGUUGGCCCCAAGACGGUGCACUUUUGGGCACCGAUAAUGAAGUGGGGAAUUGUUCUUGCUGGCGCAGCAGAUAUGGCACGACCUGCUGAGAAGCUGUCCCUGACGCAGAACUUUGCGCUGAUGUGUACGGGCGCUAUCUGGACGCGUUGGUGUCUGAUCAUCAAGCCUAAGAACGUCUUCCUCGCGACGGUCAACGCGUUCUUGUUCUGUGUUGGUGCCACACAAGUCACAAGGAUAGCCCUCUAUAGGCGAAGCGAGAAGGGAAAGAAUGCCGUGGAGGAGGCCAAGGAAGCGGUGCAGGAGAAGGUUGAGACUCUCAAACAGUAGAAGGGCACAUUUAGAUAUCGGGGAGGAAGUGAUAAUCGAAAAGACACGGACCCAAGUUCCUAGAGGCGAUCUCCUAGCUACUUCUACUUCGGAGUACACGGCAUAAUCUACAAUUCCCAUAAUCCAAAUGUGCAUACCCGAUUUUCUCUGUCGUGGCUGAAUACAGCACUGCUGCUUUUUGUUUACCAGCAGAAUUGCUCAAAUUUCUCGGCCAUUGCUUGAAAAGGGUGUUGUUUCUCGUCCUCUUAUGUCUAGUCCUUUCAAAAUGUUUGAAGAGGCAAAACGUGUAUGUUUUGAUUUCGUUGUAUUGCUCCAUUCCACGGGAUGGUAGCGGAGAAGAGAAAGCAGGCUUGUGAGUCCUAGACACGGGAGCAUUUUGACGUCUUCAAU
Verruconis gallopava is the source of this 1005-nucleotide messenger RNA. RefSeq lists its product as uncharacterized. The record is from RefSeq and is a predicted model, not a curated record. The coding region runs from base 124 to 615 and encodes 163 amino acids. NCBI's taxonomy places the organism in Eukaryota, Fungi, Ascomycota, Dothideomycetes, Venturiales, Sympoventuriaceae. The transcript has 3 exons. Gene Ontology annotation, cellular component: mitochondrial inner membrane. Gene Ontology annotation, biological process: pyruvate import into mitochondria. Gene Ontology annotation, molecular function: pyruvate transmembrane transporter activity.